Messenger RNA from Podarcis lilfordi (Lilford's wall lizard), 32756 nucleotides. The record is from the annotation of a GenBank genome assembly. NCBI's taxonomy places the organism in Eukaryota, Metazoa, Chordata, Lepidosauria, Squamata, Lacertidae.
CUCCUCCCGGCAGAGGCGCAGUGCUGGAAAGUGGCAGCAGCAGCAGCAGCAGCAGCAGCGCCGACGCCGUUGCCCUCCCCCCGUCCGCCCGUUCUCCUCCUCCUCCUCCUCCUCCCCCCGAGCCCGGCCCAGCCUAGCCCAGCCCGGCCCCCGGCAGAGGCGCUCAAGAGAGCCGCUCAAGUUGGACGGAGCGACACCCGCAGCCAGCCGCCGCCGGGCGCAACACAGCCGUCCUGCUCCGGAGAGCUCGCUGCGCCUUCGCUUGGGCUUUGGAGACGCGUCUGCUUUUCGCUCAGUUCCUCCGGGCCGGUUUUUCCCCCGCCCUCCUCUUCCUCCUGCUGCUCUGCUUCUCCUCCCCACCCCCGUUUGAGUCAAACAAACAAACAAACAACAAACAACAACCACCCUGAAGUCGUUAUUUAUAUUCCCCCCUCCCUGUUUUUUGGUGCAAAACAAACAGAAACCCCUUUCCUCGUUAUUUGAGAGUUUCUGUGAAGUUUUUUUGGCGCAAGCCCGCCAGAGUUUGCAGCAGCAGCAGCAGCAGCAGCAGCAGGAGAAUUGGGAAGAGUCGCUUUUGGGGACCGGAGUUUCUUUGAGGUUCUUUUUGCCCCCUCCUCGCCUUUGAUACUCCCCCCUUUUUCGCAUUCUUUUAUAAGUGGGGAGGAGCUGCUUUUAUAUCUCUCCCUCCCCUCCCUCCCCUCCCCAAUCUCUCUAAAAGCCACAAAUUGCCCAGAGCCGGGGCGCAUUCGUUCCCCGGCGCGCCGCUCCGACGACUCUCUCUUUCCCUCUCUCUCCUUCCCCCGCCGGCCCGGUGCGCGGCUCGGCGGCUACCUCCCGGGGGGCGCCCCCCACACUCUCCUCAGAGGAAGCAGCGCCACCGGGCAAGAUGCUUUUCCAGGGCUUCGACCUGCUCUCGGCGCUGGCCACCGUCGUCGCCUGCCUCGUCUCGGUCACGCUCCUCCUGGCCGUCUCGCAGCAGCUGUGGCAGCUCCGCUGGGCCGCCACGCGCGACAAGAGCUGCAAGCUGCCCAUCCCCAAGGGCUCCAUGGGCUUCCCGCUCGUCGGAGAGACCUUCCACUGGCUCCUGCAGGUAAGCCCGCCGGCGUCGGGGGGCGGGAGAGCGGCGCAGACGCAGCCACGCUCGCCGGAGGCCUCCUAGCACCGUUCCGCCGGGCGCCCCGGCCGGCCAGCUCCGGGGGUCCUGGGCAGCUAGGACGCACCGUGUGGCUGCUGGAGGCUCCCCGCCGUCGUACAAAACGUGCGGCUUGCACAGUUGCUGCAAUGCCGCGCGCGCCGAUCCCUGGCCCCUUUCCUCGAGAGCAAGUCCUGCGCGCGACAGGCGAGCUUCUCCAAGUCCCAGCCAAUCCUUGAGGGGUUUGCAAAGCGAAUGGUCUCCCCACCCCCAGCCCCUCCAGCCGCGCCGCGUGGUUCUGCAGCCUCGGAAGGGGCCGGAUCCGCUUAACGGUCAGGCGCCCUCCCUCGCAGCCGGGGCUGGAACUGGUGACCUCCCUCCAGCCGAGCGUGGUGCUCGGGCGCUGGGCUCACUUCGGUCUCCUCCCCGUUUCCACGAGGGCUCUCUUCAAAAACUUCUCCCCCCAGCCCAACGAGUGUAGGAAGACCCGCUCAGGUCCGAAGGCAGGCGCCGGCGUGGCGGGCUGCAUUUCCCCUUUAAGGCGCGGGGUCUGUCUGGGGACCCCCUCGAGCCGCCAGGUAAGGACCGGCUCCGGGGAGGACCGCAGGGAGGGGGCGGGCUGGUGGCGCUGUCAGCAGCGGCGCCUCGCUCGGACUCCGGCAGCUCCCUCUGCCUGGAAUCCCGAGAGCGUGAUCUCGAGAUUCGCUGAGCAAAGCAGCGGGGAAGCCCCCGGGUCGAGAUAAUCGGGAGAUUAACCCGGGAUUAACCUUCUUAAAUGCUGAACAACCUCUCGAGGAACGCGAUCACUGGGGUGUGUGUGUGUGUGCGCGCGCGUGGAGAAUCCCGAGUUAAACCGAGAGGGAGAUGCAAGGUGGGGAGCAGAGAUAGACCCAGCAAAAGACAACCCCCUCCUUUCAAUAGGACACCCGUCAGCUCCUUGUCUCGCACCUCUCCGAAAUGCGCAAACUUUAUUACCUGUUCUAGAACCCUUAAACUUUGGGGAGGGGCAGCUCCCCCACCGCAGCCCCCCUUAGGAAAGUAUCUCUUGCUCGGAGAUGCUGCGACAUGGCCGUGGCUCGUGUCUUGUUGGUGGUGGGAGGGGGGGGCAAGCAGGUUGCCUUUUCCCGCGGAGGGUGCAGCUCUGGAACACCUCCCGCCGCGAUGGGUCCUCCUUCCGCCAGCUGGAGGAAAACCCUAUUCUGGGUCCUCGUCUCUAAACUCAGAAGUAACAGCAUCGCAGACUUAGCACGAGAGACCUCCAUGGAUGGAGGGGGUAGAGAGGGGAGCUCCCUGCCAGCAGCGCAAGGGUUAACUGCCCUCACUCAAUAGGGCUUUAUUUUUAAAAGAAAUUUAUCAGAUUUUUACAGGGGGACCGAGAAAGGGUUCUCCCUUUUCCACAAGGCUCCAUCCAAACAGAGUCCAGGGCUAAAAAUACAAAAAAAUUUGUAUAAAUUGGACUCCGGCUCGAAAACUCUCGCCACAUAAAGGCGGCCUUUGUACAGUGAUGGAAAUGUUGUACAAAUAACCCUUUAUUAAUGCCACAAAAAGUACUUUAAUUAUAUUUACGCAGAUCAAGAAACAGGGUCACCUGAACAUCUGAACUUCACAACUGUGCUUUUGUUUAAAAACACACACGCACACACGGGCGCCCCCCGCCGCCCCCCCCCACCUGCCCCCCAAAGGCUCCGCCACCCUCUUCGCUUAGAGACCCUGCAGCGGCUCGGGGGAGAGCCGCAGAGCUGGAUUUAAAGGGGCAGAUGCCUUUGCACAGUUUCUCCGAAAUUUUAUAGGGCACGUAAACCCCCUAAAAAACCCGAUGCUGGUACUGGAGGUGGGGGAGGUAGCAGAGGUGUGUGUAGGAUGUGUGAGGGGUGGGGAGAAGGCAGGGGAGGGGUGCUCAGGUCGCCUUUCCUUGCUGUCACGCUCUCUCCCCUGCUAAGGACCGGACCGGCAUGUGGGAAAGUUAUUAAAAGCCCCAAACUCUGUCCAACGACUUAGUCAAUGAUAAUUGCAGUGCGUUAAGGCAGUCGGUCCACACCCCACCCCCGCCCCGAAAAACGCACAUGACUGAAGAAGCUUUAUGGGGCUGAAAGCAAAGGGGAGAGGGGCGGUUGUGGAGUGGGGUGAGCCGGCUCUCUUAUCGUUGUUAAUUUGGGAUAGGGGUGUGCGUAAAAGCUGGGGGAAUUAAGUCAGCUCAGACGCGCUUUGUGCGUUCAUUCCACCAGCUGCCUGAAUGAAAGGAACCCACCAAUAUUUUGGGGGGCGAAAACUCCCAUGCGCUGGCUCCUUCCCCUUCCAACCCUAAGAGGGCAAGGCAAAGGAGAGGGCAGGAUCCCCGGUUUCCACUGGCCAUUAGCCAGACUCUGGAGUAGCCACAACAGUGAGAACCCUCCCAAGCUGUGUGUGACAUCUGCACCUUGCAUCUUAACCACAUAAAAUCACUUCCACUGCACACUUUGAAGCACAUGAGUCCUCCCAAAGAAUCCUGGGAACUCUAGUUUGCUAAGGGUGCCUGGAAGGUCCACUGGGUGCACUUCACCUCAAAUGUAACUGCCUCGUGAUUGAAGGGCCUUUGUCGAGGUUCAUGGUGAACCCCAAGUCUUCUUUUCAGGGCUUACGAGGUCAGAAUGUACACCUGAGCAUGUGCAGGGAGCCAGCGAGCAAUUGCAAUGACCAUCCCUCAUAGCUUUGGUUGGGACAGGUCUUCCCGGUCAGGCGAGAGCCCCAGAAUUAAACACAGCUCAUUAGCGCUAAUUAUCAAGCCGUUGCAUCAGUUGUGUUCCUCACAACCAUCCGGAUAAUGUUGAGACAAACUUGUGCCCAUAGAAUGGAUGAGGAAUGGUGGUCUGUCAGUUUCAGCCCUUGGUGGGCUCAGGGCUGCCCCGUCCCUGUGGGCCUUUCCUCACGCUCAAGUUACAAGAAAGGAGAAUCCGACGACUCUCCUUCCUUGGAGACUUUCAAGCAGAGGUUGGGUGGCCACCUGUCUUGGAUGCUUGAGCUGAGAUUCCUGCAUUGCAGGGGGUUGGACUGGAUGACCCUCGGGGUCCCUUCCAACUCCACCAUCCUAUGCUUCUGAAGAACUGGUAGAUGAGAGACAACAUUGCAGUAUCCUCCCUCCCGCAUCCCAUCUGCUGGUGCCCCCACAUCUUUGGAAGGCAUGUACGUGUUCAUUUGCGACACGUAACUUGGCUUACUUCCUGAAGCCAUCUGCUCAGGCUUCCAUCUGCAGGAGCUCUGCUGGAUCUAGAAGAUGUUUGUGGGCUUGACCAAGGAAGAGGGCAGAGGAGCUGAGGAAGGGCUGAACUUGGAUCUCCUCUGCCCAAGUUCACAGAGCUACAGGGGAGGAGGGGAGCCUCACCAGGGGUUGUGGCUCCAACCCCAGCCCCCCUCCCCUGCUCUGCAAUCUGGGCUCUGCACAAUACAUUUCAGCAGGGCUGCAGUUCACACUUUCUUCCCUAGACCAGGGCCACCGUUUCCCCCCAUUUCUCAAGCAUCGUCCACUGAUAAUAUUUCCAAUGCUCCACCUGUCAUUUAUUUAGAAAUGUUCCGGUUUGGAAAUCUGUGAAUGGAGGAUUCCUUUUCACAGCCUCACGUUCUCUGUUCCCCUCUAAUGUCAACCCUCAGCAUUUACAUUGCCAGCCAGUUUUUAACAGACCCUCCACCCCCACCCACUGGUGUGGGGUAGAGAUGCAAACACAGCAGAUCCAGGUGACUUUGGAGGCGCAACUAAGGUCAGGCUCAGGGUCCCUCCUCAGCAUCCCCAGGCACUAGGGCAAAGAGAGAGACCCUCGCCUGAAAUCCCAGAGGGCUGUUGCCAGUCAGUGUAGGUAAUAGUGAGCUAGAUGGACUAGGUAUACGGCAGCUUCUUUUUCCUUUCCCCUAAAGUUUAGCCAUUUUAAAAGACAUGACACUAAAGAAAAAAGGGAUGUGGAGGGAAAAGGAAAACAAGGCAGCCCAGAAUUCUUAAUGCUAGAAUAUUCUUAUAUUCCUGCUUCUUAGCUCCCUGCUCAGGAAGAAGGCUGGGGUAUUGGCCUUUGUGAACGGAAGAGCCUCUCCCCAAUUUUGAUUAUACCCUGCACGUAAAUGCUCCUUGAAAUUACGGACCCACUCAGGCAAGGUGGUUGAAAGAGGGUGGCAUGAGUUGAAUGCCCCCACCCCAUGCUUAAACUCCCAAAGGAAGGCAAGGACAUGAUUUGAGCCAGUCAAAAUGCCACACUCUGCACCAGAGCCCUUCUCCCCAAUUCUCUCUGUGUUGUAAUGCAACAAGGAAAAGGCAUUCUGCGUAUGUUCAAAUAUGCUUUAUAAUCCCACAUAUUGUGAGUCUGGGCUUUGGGGAGCUGCAGCUUAGGCAGGCUCACCGGGUGCUCACAGAGCUGGGAUGAGCGGGGAGGCAGAGGGCUUUUCAAAUAUCUGGGGAUGGCGGUGAUAAAUUGGAUGUCUCUGAGGUCAAGAGGGACCUCAGAACUGGAAGCGGGUUUCUCCCAACUUAGGAGGGUUUUCCCGGUUGCCUCUUUCAGGGCUCCUACUUCCAGUCGUCACGGAGGGAGAAAUAUGGGAACGUCUUCAAGACCCACUUGCUGGGCCGCCCCCUGGUCCGGGUGACGGGCGCCGAGAACGUCCGCAAGAUCCUGAUGGGCGAGCACAGCCUGGUCAGCACCGAGUGGCCCCGCAGCACGCGGAUGUUGCUGGGGCCCAACACUGUCGCCAACUCCAUCGGGGACAUCCACCGGCACAAGAGGAAGGUAAGAGUGGUGGCGGCAGCCUGUCUUGAAGGAGAAUGUGUAUGCGAGAGGGGAUUGUAGAGCUGGAAGGGAUCAGCCAGGUUCAUCCAACUCCCUGCAAUGCAGGAAUCACAACUAAAUCAUCUAGGCGUAGGGCCUUCUCGGUGGUGGCACCCACCCUGUGGAACGCCCUCCAGUAGAGGAGAUGAGGAACUAUACAACCUUUAGAAGUCACCUAAAAGCAGCCUAGGGAAGCUUUUUAAUGUGCAAUGUUGUGCUUUGUUUUUAUAUAUGUUGGAAGCCGCCCAGAGGGGCUGGGGCAACCCAGCCAGAUGGGUGGGGUACAAAUAAUAAAAUUAUUAUUGUUAUCAGUGCUUUUUUGAAGUUGUUACAGUAAGUGCAGCACUUUUUAACAACGACGAAAAGAGGUGCUGGUGCUGCGUGCCCUUGAAUAUCCCCUUUUUAGAAAAAGCACUUAUUAUUAUUAUUAUUAUUAUUAUUAUUAUUAUUAUCCCUUAGCGCAGAGGGUCUCAAAGGGUGUGGCAGGAAAGGAUGCCAAGUGUGGCAGGAAGAUUCAAGGGCAAUCAAAGAAACAUUGAAACAUUCCAGUGUAGCAUUGCGCAGUAUAGUAUCAAAAUAAAGUAUUUUUAUUUGCAGAGUUUUCAAAAUCAAGCACUGCUAGUUGUUGUUUCUCUCCUCCCCUCCCAAUAUAUUUCUCAUCAAUAAUAAUUUAAAAAAUCGGUGUGGCACGGGCAAAUUUUUAUUCUGAAAGUGUGGCCCAGAGAACAUUUAUUUUGAGAAUCCCUGCCUUAGCGGAGGGAGAUUCCAGCUAGAAUGUUGGGAUGCGGCCAGAGAGAUCACUUCCAAUCUAAGGUGCUCCGUGACCACGAUAAAAUAAGGAUGUGCUUAUUUCUGGAGCAAGUUCAAAACUUAGCUCUGCUGCAAAGCUGCAGCCCCCCCCGCCCCCCCCAGCCUUACCUGCUAAGAGUUGUAAAGGGAGCCUUUUCCAAGCCAACCAGUAAGUUAAGUUAGCUGCGUUGGCCAAAUACAAAAAAAAUUUCCAAAAUCCAUCUUAGGGCAACGCUUUUGUUAGGCCGACCAAAAAUAUCGUAACACCGCAUGUGAGGUUUGGAGUUGUCCUGAACUCUCCGCCUGCCAGGCUGGAUGAGAAGCAGAGCUAGCGAAGGAGGCAGCAAAACGGGGGGCUGGCACGGAGGAGGUGCCCAAAAUUCAUUUCGCCCCCCGUUUCCCACCUGGCCGGAGAAGAGUUCGGGGGACAUUUGGGUUGGCUGGACGAAAAGGUCGCCUUAGUCUGGAUUUUGAAAGAAGCAGGGAGCGUUGUCUUGACCCAUCACUUUGGAGCGUCUGUGCAUGUGCAGAGUGCGCCCGCCUCUCCGUGCGGCUAGAGGCUGGAUCCUCCUUAGGCACCUGAGGGCUGGUGGGAGUUGUAGUUCAAGGGCCCCCCCUUGGGGAAGGCUGAGUUCAGGGGGUGUCUGCAUCCGAUGAGAAGGGGGGCAUUUGGACCUCGCGUGGUGAGGCUUAGCUGUUGACGUGGGGAGUGAGGGUUGCCCCCCACCCAAUAGUAACUGUGGCAGCGAGCUCUGUCGGUGGUGGGGUCCCUUUUGCGUGGGCAUUUCGGGGAGUGUAUGGGGGGGUCUCUUCCAUCCGACGUCAUCUUCUAACGCCCCCCCCUCCCCAAUGCUUUGCGGGCUGCGGCUUCUGCCCCCUCCCCUUCGCCCGCCCCACGUGGGCUUCCUCUUUCUCUUCCAAACCCCCCCCCCCCCGUGUCUCAACAUUAGACGCGGCGGCCUUUGAGGAAUUUAAAGGGGCGAUGGGACUCCGCCGACGCCGCUUAGCCACGCGUUGCGGACAAACGCCCCGCACCCCGACGUCGGUUGGCUCCGCUGACUUGACACGGUAGUGGGCGAGGGGGGUGUCGGGCAGCGCAUUCACACGUGGCGCCCCCUCCUCCUUCGCGCACUGAGAGCCCUUUCCUCUCUCCCCCCGCCCUCCGCCGGUCGCCAUCGAGUCGCUUUGCGCGCGGUCACCGUCCCUUAAGCCACCUCGUGAGGCUUUACUCGCGAGCAAGCAAUAGGCGCAGGAUCGCGGCAAGCUUCUUCCGCAGCAAAGGGUUGCCCGUCGGGUGGCUUCAGUCGCGCUUCUCGGAGACCAUCGCGGACCCUUCCCACGCUCUGUGACAAAAUCCCGUGAUCCGCGCGCCCCGCCGGAAAAGCUAGUUUGAAGCGGGUGUUUUCAGCGAGGAUGACGUGCGCGGGGGCCCCUGAGCACGUGCAGAGCGCUUUCCCCAGGAAAGGCUGGCUCGCAGGGAAGCGGACCGUGUUUUUGAGACGGGCAGCCGGGCGGGCUGCCUGAGCCCCGGAACCUUUUGCUGGCCGUCGGGGAGGCUUUUGCCACCGGGGCUCUGCAGGGGUGGAGGGUGGGCUUCGCCGCUCUCCGGCCCGGGGGCUCCGUCGAGGCCCCGUCGAGGCGCAGGCGCCCCCGGCCCGCCGACCCCCGCGGCGAGGCUGUCUGGGCUGCCGUCGGGGGAGCCGUCCGCGGGCUUAAUGGCUUUCGGGUGUCCUCCUGCUGAACGGCGGGCGGCGGCGGCGGCUCCGCCCCUGGCUGCCUCCCUCCGUCGGCGAGGCCGGGAAUCUCCCCGGCUCCGGCCGCCCCUUCCAGGCGGCACGUAGGGAAGUUGAACUGUAGUAACCUGGAAGGCGCGGCGGCGCGCCGGCGGCUCCAGCCUUAAAAGGGCGAUGCCCCAGGCGGGACCACCGCGCCGCUCGACGGCUCCCCGCAACUAGAAGGGCACCCUCGGACCUGGGACCUAUAGACGCUCAGGCUUCUCCAACGGGAUGCCCUCUGCCCGUUUCACACUAAGCGGCUGAAGGGCACCAGAUUGGCAGAAGCCGGUUUCACGGGGUUCACAGGCAUUUUCGGGGGGGGGGGGCGGCAGCCGGCCCAGUGAGGUUUAUUGAUUGCAUUUAUAUCUCACCUUUUCCUCCAAGGAGCUAAGGGUUUGUUCAUGGUUACCCCCCCUCCAUUUAAGCCCCAGAGGCUGCAACUGGCCCAACGUCACUCAUUGAGCCUUGUGGCAGAGGCAGGAUUUGAACCCUGGUCUCCCAGGUCCUAGUCCUUAUUUAAUCCCCACAACAUCCCUGUAAGGUAGGACAGAGAGUCAGCAAUUAGCCCAAGGUCAUCCCGUGCUCUUUGUGGCCAAGGGGGGGGGGCGGUUGGAGCUGUGGCCUCCCAGGCCCUAGCACAACACUGUAACCACUGUGCGACGCUGCCUCUUCCUUGAUGUGUCCCAGUAGCUCACAGGAGUGUGAUUCAAAAAUGCCAGUCUUUCAAAGAUGACCAUGCUUUUCUUGGUGUGGUGUAUAGUUAAACUGCGGAACUACCUCCUUCAGGAGGCUGUCAAAAAAGAGAGAGGACUGGACAAAUUGAUGGAGAGGGCUAUCGAUGGCUGCCAGCUGCAAUGACUAUGCUUUGCCUCUGCAUUUGGAGGCAGCGAUGCUUCUGAAUCGCAGUUGCUGGAAACCAGAGGGGGGCUGUUCUUGUGUUCAAAUCCUGCUGUUUCCCACUGGCAUCUGGUUGGCCUCUGUGAGAACAGAACACUGGGCUAGAUGGGUUCUCUGGGACUGAGCGACCACACACUUCUUACAUUCUUAUGAGACUGUGUCAACAACAACAACAACAAUAAUAAUAAUAAUAAUAAUACCCCGGGACACGGGUGGUGCUGUGUGUUAAACCACAGAGCCUAGGACUUGGCGAUCCGAAGGUUGGCAGUUCGAAUCCCCGCAACGGGGUGAGCUCCCGUUGCUCGGUCCCUGCUCCUGCCCACCUAGCAGUUCGGAAGCACAUCAAAGUGCAAGGAGAUAAAUAGGUACCGCUCCGGCGGGAAGGUAAAGGGCGUUUCCGUGUGCUGCUCUGGUUCGCCAGAAGCGGCUUAGUCCUGCUGGCCACAUGACCCGGAAGCUGUACGCCGGCUCCCUCGGCCAAUAAAGCGAGAUGAGCGCUGCAACCUCAGAGUCUGCCACGACUGGACCUAGUGGUCAGGGGUCCCUUUAAUAAUACCCCACCCAUCUGGCUGGGUUGGUGGGUUGCAAUGGAGAGUUGGCCUUGCCAUAACAGGAGGGUGUCUUUGAGUGCCCUUUGGGUUUAAUUUGGUUUUUAAGGACAGCCUUGCUCAGGUCUGCUUUCUGCUCUCCUCCUCGCCCCAGGCUCCCAUCUCUCUUGAAACCCCACAGCAGACCCUGCUUAGCUGUGCUAAGGGGAUGAAACUUUGGAAACAGCCGUGGUGACAGUGGGGCAAAUUGCCUCCCACCCCCAUCUCGCCCCCCUCCCCUGAAUGGGCCCCUGUCUCUGAAAUGCUGCGAUGCCGAUGGCCUCCAGGCUUCAGGCCUGCCUUUGCUGCUUCGGAGAGUGGCUGUCUUGUUAGGGAAGGAGGGCUGGGAACAGGGUGUGCCCCUCUGCCAGCGGCAGGAAGCGAGAGCCCUUCAAUUUCAGCCCCCUCCAGUUUCCUAUUCAGGACUCCUGCGCAAGGCAGGACAGACCAGAAAUGGCUUUCAGGUACAUCUAAAUAUUUUUCUGCUUUGCCUUUGGAACAGAGAGAGGCUCCUCCCCACUCUCGCCCCCUCUGCACCAACAACACUCAUUCCCCAAAUCUCAGUAGGUGGAGGACAUCAUGGGGACAGGUUGAACUGGGAGCCCGCUCCACAUCCUCCGUCUUCAAGGUGGGUGGGUGGUUCUCAUAGUUCCUGUGAAAUUACUUGGACAGUUUUCUGUCUCAGCGGUUAUGCUCAGCUGUGGGUUUUGUAACCCGCACCUCUGGGCAUGUGCAGAAUGUUCAGGCUUUGUGGCCAAGACCCCAUGCAGGUGAGGCUGCCAUGGAAGAAGGCACCUUCUCCAGGUAUUAUUAUUAAUAUUAUUAAUAAUAUUAAUAUUUUUUUUAUUUAUCCCCCACCUUCCCUGGCCAGAGUCGAGCUCAGGGCGGCUAACACCAGUAAAAGUACAGUAAAAACGUAAUGGGGGGGGGGGGGAACCCAAUACAGGUUAAAAUGCAAUUUAAAAUGCAGCCUCAUUUAAAAGUAGCCCAUGGAUCAAAACCAUAAGGGGAGGGAAACAGAGGGGUCAGACGGAGUCCAAACCAAAGGCCAGGCGGAACAGCUCUGUCUUGCAGGCCCUGCAGAAAGAUGUCAAGUCCCGCAGGGCCCUGGUCUCUUGUGACAGAGAGUUCCACUAAGUCGGGGCCAGUACUGAAAAGGCCCUGGCCCUGUUGUUGUUUAGUCGUUUAGUCAUGUCCGACUCUUCGUGACCCCCUGGACCAGAGCAUACCAGGCACGCCUGUCUUCCACUGCUUCCCGCAGUUCGGUCAAACUCAUGCUGGUAGCUUCGAGAACAGUGUCCCACCAUCUCAUCCUCUGUCGUCCCCUUCUUCUUGUGCCCUCCAUCUUUCCCAACAUCAGGGUCUUUUCCAGGGAGUCUUCUCUUCUCAUGAGAUGGCCAAAGUCUUGGAGCCUCAGCUUCAGGAUCUGUCCUUCCAGUGAGCACUCAGGGCUGAUUUCCUUCAGAAUGGAUAGGUUUGAUCUUCUUGCAGUCCAUGGGACUCUCCAGAGUCUCCUCCAGCAUCAGAAUCCAAAAGCAUCAAUUCUUUAUGGUUCAGCUCUCACUUCACUAUGGUCCAGCCCUGGCCCUAGUUGAGACCAAUCUAGCCACCUUGUGACCUGGGACCUCCAAAGUGUUGUCAUUUGUGGAAGAGCCUGCUGGAUGAGGCCAUUGGCCCACCAGGUCCAGCAUCCUAUUCUUACAGGGGCCAACCAGAGCCACCCUGGCUAGGAGCCAUUUAUAUCUUAUCCUCUUCCAGGAAUUUGCCUAAUCCUCUUUUAAAGUCGGUGCCCAUUAACUGCCUCCUGUGGGAGAGAGUUCCGCAGAUUCUGCAGAAGCACUUUUCUCUGCCCUAAAUCUUCCAACUUCCAGCUUCGUUCUUUGCUGCAGGAAAGGGGGAAAUAAAUGGCAGAAGGAUGCAGCACGUCAGGGGGCUCCGCCAAAAGGUUCUUUCUGCGAUGCCUCUUUCCGGAGAUUGCCUCUGUGUGAUUUCAGGAGAGGGGUCCCUUUCAACCAGAGGCAGUCUUGGUGCCAGGGGCCUCACCCUCCAGCUGGAACCGUUUCCUUUGGGGGAGAGAAUGGGUUCUGCCUCUCCAGGGCUGCCCUUUAAUUAUGGCAUUUCCAGAUUGCCAGGGUCAGGUGAGCCUCAUGUGUCCAGGUGUCAGGGGGCCUCCCGCCGCGCACGGUGCUCCUGCUACGCCUGCCUGCCUGGCCUUUGAAGGAUGUUCUCCAUGCUAUUUUGCUGCCCCACCCCUGUCCUUCUCAAGCAUCUCCUUCUCUGCCCCAGGGCUGAUCAGGCUGGUGACUGAAGGGGAGCUCUCUCCCCUCCCUGCACAUUCCAAAGGCCAAGCAGGCAAUGGCCCCAAUCCUGCAGGAGUCCCUCUGAAAUAAGGGGUGGAGAGCUCAGUGUGCACAUCCUUCCCUGCUCCGCGUAGCUUCUUGCCCAGAAUACUGUAUGCAAAGUAACCUUUCCCCCCAAAUUCUUUAUUGAUUUUCAAAAAUUCAAAACAUACAUACAUGCAUACAUCCUGUUUAAAUCUUGGUAACAUUAUUAAGUGACUUCCUCAAAUCCCCUUGGUUGAAUUUCAUUAUAUUUCAUUUUAACAGUUUUCCAAAACCGAUUUUUUCAAAAAAUUAACUUGAUCACUUGACAUCUUUCAUUCUUUCUAAUUUAACUUUAAACACCUUGAAUCUUAUCCUUACAUAUUUAUAUCCUAAGCCUAUCUAAUAUUUGCAAGCUUUUCCAAUUAAAUUAUCUUAACAUAUUUAGCUAAAUAGUCUUUAAAUUUCAUCCAUUCUUCCUGGUAUUCCUCCUGCUGCAGGGCAUCACUUUUGCCUAACCCCCCCCCCCCGGAAGUAAGCAAUGCAUUGCAGCAAUUUAUUUGCAUUAUAGGAUUUUGUAGUAUUGUGGAGUUGGGGGCGUCAUCUAGUCCUGCCCGCCUGCAAUGCAGCCUUAGUCAUUUUCUUUUUGCACAGAGCGUGGUUGUCUGCUCAGGCUGCACCCUUCCUUUCCCCCACCCAUCUCUGUCCUCUGCAUUCUUCCCCACAACAACCCUGUGAGGUAGGCUAGGCUGAGAGGGCAUGGCUGGCCCAAAGUCACCCAUUGAGCUUGCUGGCUGACUGGGGAUUAAUAAUAAUAAUAAUAAUAAUAAAAUAUUGUUAUUUAUACCCCACCCUUCCCGGUUCAAAAUCCGGGCUCAGGGCAGCUAACAACAAGUUUAAAACACUUAAUUAUAAAAGCAGUAUAAAAUACAGUGUAAAAACAUGAAUAACAAUAAAAUUCAAAAAUCAAUGUAGGGGAAAUAAGCAUUAGAUAAUCCCCAAGGCUAGCUGGCUGAAUUGAUCCUGCUUGGGCCAGUGAGGAGGCCAGGGGAGAAUUAGCUGAACUCGGGUCACCACAGCCGUAGUCCAAGACUCUUAAUUGCGAUGCCACACUGACUUUCUAGUGUCGGCUCUUUUCCAGGGGCCAAAUUCCCCCCCCCCCAAAUCUCUCUGUCUGGACUCUCACCCCCCCAUGGCCUCCUCCAGCCCUUUUGACUGGCUGGGAUGAGCCCUUGAACCCUAAUGAUGCUUUGCGGUCUCUCCUUCCUUAUAAGUGCAGCUGUGAUGGCCACCUGUCAUGUGUGAUUUAGCUGAGAUUCCUGCAUUGCAGGGGGUUGGACUGGAUGACCCCUGAGGUCCCCUCCAACUCUCCAGUUCUAUGAUAAGACAGAGAGGGGUGUGAGCACAGAAGGGUCUGCCUGGCUGCAAUGUGGGUACCCUAUGGGUGGGUGCUAAGGCAACAGCAAACACUUGUCUCUUGGCCCCUCUUGCUUUUGCUCCUUGCAUCCUGAAUCAUCCACCUUGAGCGUGCGGCCCUUGAAAAGUUGUUCAGGAGGCCACAUGACCCUCAGGCUGUCUUUGCUCCCCCUCCCCUGUGCCUGGACUUUGCCAAUGUUCUCCAAAGUGUAACACCCCUCCUCUGUGCAAAGCCCUCUGCUGGCCUUAAGAGCAUCUAAUGCUCUGGCCCCACACAUUUAGCUGUGAAUCCUGCAUGUCAGGGGGUUGGACUAGAUGACCUUUGGGGGGUCCCAGCUCCACAAUUCCAUGGUUUGGGCAUCCCAUUCAAGGCUGGGACUCAAACUGCGCUCCUCUGCAUGGCUUUGGAAAGAAAGAAAAACCAGCGAUUCCGCCUCUCUUGCCUAACUCGUAGGGUGCCAAGCGGCAGCUGAAAAAGCUGUUUUUGGAGAGUGUUUUUCCCCUCCUCCUCCUCCUCCUCUCUCCUCUCUCCCCGCCCGUCUCCUGGGCCAAGUGCAAGGCCAGGGAGCCCUCUCUUUGUUUUCUGUUCCGCUGGAGCUGGCAGACUCCCGAGACAUGCUCUCCUGCUUGCGAUCGCGGCCCCAGCAGCCAAAAAUACCGGCAUGUAAGAUUUGCAAGGCCACUGAACCAUCAAUUCGGGUAUCCUGUCUUGAGCAGCGGCCAGGGCUGGAGGCCUCGGUGCAAGCGCUGUGUGGAUGCGGCUUUGGAGCUUGCCUGUGUGUGAGGAGGAGGAGGAGGACAAAGCGCUUUCAGAGUCUGGGUUCCUCGCUGCUACCGGGGGGAGCCUGAAUCUGCCCUCUCUGAUCAAAGCACAUUGUUUGGGGGCUUAUGUUUUGAGCACUUGUCCUGUCUGUUCCUUCGGACAAAGCUUAGCACAGGCCCCCUUUCCUUGUAAAUCUACUGUAGAGGGUUCCCCAAUUUGGAGUGCCUGGGACCUCUCCAUGCAAGUCCCCGGAAUUGUGCUUGUUUGAUUUGUUUUACUCAUUUUAACGGAGGAGCACAUUUGGGCACGCCAAGGAGUGCGCCCCUGGACCUGCUCCCUCCAUGGGAAAAAACAAAUAGGGGUGCUGUUAUUAUUAUUCCUUCCAUUUCCAUACCGCUUUAUAUUUUUAAGGAAACAGAUCUCAAAGAGAUCUACAAGCCGCAUCAAAAUAUCAAAUAAUUCGUUCCAAAUUUAUGAUAAAAAAUGCAGAAGAAGAAUCAAAUGCAAAAUAUUCAUUCAAAGCAGUAUAAAAUAACAGGAAACUAAAGCGUUAUCAUAAAUAUGUUUUUUUUUAAAGCCAAGAUCAAGUAUAGAAUAUACAUUUAAUGUUGCAAGAGUGAUCUUUUUAUCUUAAACGUUUUGAAAUAAAACAUUCUUAAAGGCAGUGAAAUGUAGAAGACACAUUUAAAACAGCAUGAUGAGAAUAAAAGGCCAGGGUUUGCACACUGAAACUUUCACGCUCAUAAAAUAGAAAUGAUGGGGCUGAUUUCUGCUGCUGCUGUUACGAAGUAGGAGGGAAUUGAAUCAAAGGCCCUGGGGUUUAUUUUAUCUUUUGCCAUGUAUACACCUUUUCCCUCUGAGGACCUCAAGGUGGUGUAUGCAUGGCUCACCCCAUCCCCACAACAGCCCUGUGAGGUAGAUUAGACUGAGAGGCAGUGGCUGGCCAAAGGUCACCCACUGAGCUUCAUGGCCGAGUGGGAUUCGAACCCUGGUCUCUCCCACGUCCUAGUACAACACACGAACCACUUCACCGCACUGGCACGCUUUGAGAAUUGGUGCAGCGUGGCAUGGAGUUGAAUCUAGAACUGAGCCUUCAGGGCUGAGAUGGUGCCCGGCUGCAGGCCAUGGGGGUCCUCCUGUGUGGCUUUUCCAUCAGGGCGUCACUGGUGUGCAACUGAACCGUGGUGCAUUAUGUGCCGCAUGGCUCAGAUGUGCACAGAAAGCCAUAAGCCAGCCCACACCAGGUGGCCACUGUGGAGACUGGGGCCUCAUCAUCCUCUUAAUUCUCCAAUUUGUCAACAUGUUUUUGGAAACCUGGUCUGCAAAACAGUAGCCUGGCAGCCCGGUACCACCAUACUGGUAACAGUGAGAUCAGUGCUGUGAUCUCCUGAGCUGUGGACAGGAAGCAUGUGCAAAUAAGUCUCAUUAGUCUUUUGUGCUGCAGCAGUGCAUCCCUGGCUCAAUUUCAGUGUGUUGCCCGUUGUGGGCUCUGGGGGAUGCUGGAAGCAUAUCCAGGCACCCUUCCGGGGUGCCACCCAGUGGGACUCCCUUGGGACCUGUAAGCUCUACCCACUAGUGCUCACAGCCCUGCUGCUGUUCAUCCCUUGGAUCUCACAUCCCAGGAUGAAAGAGAGGCGAGUCAAGAGCGCUUGGCCUUGCCAUGGGCAGCUGAUUUCCUCUUGGCUCCCCUGAAACCUGGAUUCACCCCUUCGGCAUGCAAACAACUUGGAGGUUGAAGCGAGUUCAGUUGUUGUCGAAGGGCAGCUGAUCACGUAAACAGGCCUGGUGUUGACUUUCGUUUGAUGUUUCCACUUAAGAAAGCUUCCGUCUGCUGCAAUUGUAUAGAACGGGGGCUGAAUAUUUGCAGGAAGAUUGUAUCUGGCAAUUGCAGCCGGGGAUUUGUGUGGUGCCAGUCUCGAUCUGAAAUUUACUCUCCACCCAAAGGUCACCCGGAGGUCUCCCCUUUCUCCACCCCCCGCCACCCCGACCCAGAAAAAAAACAGCCAAACAAGAGGGAGGCUCUGAGGUUCCCAGCAAAGACUCUUGUGUCGCACAUACCUGGAGCGCACUGUACAUCCUGCUGCCGAGACACACCGGUGCAAGAAUGUUCUGCCUAAGGAAAACCAUAAAGCUUGAAAUAUCCUGUUUUCAUUCCACUCGGUGGCUCGGUUGGGCGUUCAGAGUCGAGAUCAUUCAGCUCCUCUUUGGAGCAAGCGGCUUCUGGUGUUGGCGGCCGCAAGGGGCCUUCAGGAGACUGGCAAAGGUGUCUCUGCUCUUUAAAGAGCUGCCCCCUUUUGCAUUGAGCAUCACUGUCCCACAAAAAGCAUAUUAGGGCAUCAAAAGAGGAUGGGACCAAUUCAUGGAGUUCAAAUCCUGUUUGCAUGUGGUUGGCUGCUGUGACAACAGGAUGCUGGACUGAGUGGGCCCCUUGGGCCUGAUCCUGCGGGGCUCUUGCGUUGUUCCAGCCUCCAGAAUGUUCCAGUUUGGAAGGCUUCACACUGAUGCUACCAGGAAAAGGGUUUUGGGGUUGCAGAUCUAAGUUCACUUCCCAGGGUGCAAAAUACAAUUGAGUUCAAAGGGAUCAAUGUCUGAUUAAACAUACUUAGCAGGAUUGCACCAUUAAUUUAUCUUCCACGCCCCCCCUUUUAUUGUUGGCCUUCUCCCUUUCCAGUGUGGGGGGGAUUUGGGGGACAGACUUAUUGCACAAAUUUGCAUCAGAUUUGGGGAUGCUGGUGUUGACACAUCGAUGUCUCUGGACAAAGGAAGGUGGCAGGUGCCUUGCAGGAAACAUGCACUUUGCAAGGUACCCUGUAAACAUCCUUUUCUAAUCUUUAUUUUAAAAAAAGUUUUAAUAAAGGGAGUGGCAGGAGCUCCACAGCACAGCAAAAAAAAUGAAAACAAUUAAGACCCAGGAUUUGUCCUCUCCCCCCCACAAAGACCACCACUCAAAUUACAACCCUCCACCAAAAAAAUUGCCAAUACCAAAUGACCACAACUUUGAAUAAAUGUUAUAUGUUUCCUAGGUUUAGUGCAUUGAGUUCCUCCUCCUGCACUGCAGGCGGUUGGACUAGAUGACCCUGAGAAUUCCUUCCAACUCUACAAUUCCAUGAUUUUAUGAUGCAUGCCAUACUUAUGAAAUGAAUUCUGAAAACAUAUGGAUCUAUUCCAAAGGGUUUUGAACACACACCCAUUAAAAAAAAAAAGUGUCUUAGCUGUCAGAUGAUUAAAAUUAUGCAUUACAAUAAGCCGCACCCUUUGCAUAGCUGGAUUCGUGAGUGCAAGGAUUGUGCUGCAGGGCUGAGUGAAAACAUUUUGUCACCCCCAAGCGCCUCCCCAGUAUGAUCCCAGAGGCAUCUUUGGGAUGAGAAUUUCAGAAAGCGGGGGGCUGUUUAUGAGGAAGGGUCACACCACAGCAUCUUUUCCUUAUGUGCUCCUCUUGGAUCAUGUGGUCUAGCCGCUUGGGCAGUAAAAUGUCUUGGGGAAACCAUUACGUCCUGCCUCUCAAAGGAUCACCGCCGUAAGCUGGCCCUGCCGCCCUAGCUGACGUGUAAAAGACGUCGGGAGCGUCCAAAGGGGACUGAAACUCCUCCAAUGUCAAGAGACCUUUGUCUAACGUCACUCCAGAAAACUCGGAUAGAGUGUCUCCAGCGGGCGUAUAAAAAUAUCACCGUCUCUGUGCAAUUUCUGCACUCGGAGACAUAAUAAUUAACAACCGAUUCCACAACUUCAAAAGCUCCCGGAUUUCAGACAUUCCUGCCGAGUGGCUCCAGGGUUGGUUUGGUUAUAGAGUUCAGCGCAGCGUUCCAUGUGAAAUGGAUCCCAGCCCUACCACAACGUGUGUGAUGUUACUUAGCUUCCCCUGAGCAAGUGUGGGGCAAGACCACCUCUGUCGCCGUCUCCCAGGUAGCAGGGAAAUGUGGGGAGGGAAUGAAGAACAGUCUCACAAGGUCACGGGGGGCAAGGUGGGGUGGGUGGGUGGCAGAGGAGAACCUCUGGGUGGAUCUAAGUGACCAGCUUCCCUGUCAAGUCGAUGCGUGUGUAAUUAUUGGUUGCAAGGCUCAGGGCGGAUAAAGUCAUUUCUUGUGCAGUGCAUAGUUAAUCUGCGGAACUCGCCUGUGCAGGAGACAGUGACGGCCAUUGACUUUGUUGGCCUUAAAAGAGGAUUAGACAAAUUCAUGGAGAAGAGGACUCUUGAUGGGCUCCUAGCUCUGCUUUGCCUCCACAAUUGGGGACAGAGCUGCUUCUGAAUCCCAGGUCUGGAAACCACCCAAUGGGAGAGUGUCGCUCUUGUGCUCAAUCUUACUUGCUGGUUUUCUGCAGGCAUCUGGCUGGCCCCUGUGAGCACAGGAAGCUGGCCUAGAUGGGCCACUGGCCUGAUCCUGCAAUUUCUUCUUCGCAUUUGCAGAAGACUCCCUUUCGAUUGUGGAGAGACCCAGCCAAUUAUCGCCUUUGUGGCCGCUUUGCAUGAUAGAUUAAAGACUCGAUUGCUACGUGGUGCAUACAAUCCGGAUCCUUGAUUAUUUUUGCUAAAGAAAGGCUCCAUUUUUUUGAACACCUCCCCCCCCCCCGACCACUUAGCAAUAGCAUCGUUCCACCUCUGCCAAGAUCUACCUUCAGGUGUCAAUGGGUGGCCUUGCAGAAGCAGAGGGCACGGUUUGGACAUGUCUCCCUGUUCUUUCAUCUCCGCUCCACUGGUCAGGUCUCUGCAAUUCCCAGGACACCUGUGCAGUCUAGAAGGCAGCGGAUGGCCUGUUGGGGUGGGGGUGCAGUGGGGGGGGGGUAGGAAGAGCUAUUCUGCAAUUGCUCACUAGAGGGCGCAGGGGUAUUAAUGUAUGCAGGUAAGAGGGGAAUGCAGAGAGCCUGCUGGGGUUUCCACAGUGGGAUGAUUUUUCAGAGCCCUGCAAGGGGGCUGGAGGGAGAGGGGGGACUCUGGCACCACCCCCAUUUUUACCCCGAUCUGCUGAGAGAGAAAGGACCCUGUUAGGGGGACAGGCAGCAGCUCAGUAGUCAGCAUCUGCCUGGAAAGCAGGAUACCGCAGGUACAAUCCCUGCCUGCCUCUCCACAUAGGUCUGGAAGACCCUCCCUGCCAGAAAUCCCAGAGAGGCACUGCUGCCAGUCAGAUACUGAGCAGGUGGACCCAAUGGUCUGACUCUGUAUGCAGUAGCUUUCUCUGAUGCAGUGCAGCCCAGACCUCUCUCGGGCUUCCGUUUCCCCGCUGAGCUACCCAGAGGACUUCUGCCAUUAGGUGGCAUAUAAAUAUUGGAAGAAAAUAAAAAGAGGAAACAGAAAUGUGGCUGACCACCUGCACCUCUUCGCCUUCCCUCUUGGCAGGCUUCCUUUCCUACAGGGAGACCGUAAGAGCCUGCAGGAUCAGGCCCACCUAGGCCAGCAUCUGUUCCUGUCCUCUCUCCACAGCCGAAGGCAGCGAUGUUUCUGAAAAGCAGUUGCUGGAAAGCACAGCAGGAGGAGAGAGGACCCCUGAGCUCCGAUCCUGCUUGUGGAACAUUUUGUGUCCCUUAUGGAGAAGGUCAAACUCUGGCCUGAGAUCCCAGAACAGACUCCGUUUUGCUGUUUGUUCAUUUCUAAUGCAGGGGAGCUUAUGCCUCCCACCAGGACUUGAGUAAUAUCGACCCCUAAGUGAGGACAAAAUUUGACGUCCCCCCAAAUAUUUAUGUUCACAUUCACAAUACAGUCAUACCUCAGGUUACAUAUGCUUCAGGUUGCGUUUUUUCGGGUUAUGGACCACCAAAACCUGGAAGUACCGAAAAGGGUUACUUCUGGGUUUCGGCAGUUGCGAAUGCGCAAAAGUGCUAAAUCACACUUUUUACAUGCGCAGAAGCGCUGAAUUGCAACCCACGUGUGCGCAGACGCGCCACUGCGGGUUGCGAAUGUGCAUCCUGCAUGGAUCAUGUUUGCAACCCGAGUAUCCACUGCAAUUCCUUUUGGUACAGUUGCUUUCUUAUGGAUCUUCGCAGUAGGGACCUGUAUAAAUAUAUUAUUCUUUACUGCCCCCUGUUCUUGGCGUCCCCAGACUGCCCUAAAUCUGGUGUUGCGCCCAUCCCACCUAGGAAUGCGUAGCAAGUCAGGCUUAGCCCUCCUAAUGAAGCAGGCAUUGUUGGCGCGGAGGCAAAGGCCAUUAAAAAACGGGGGCUGUUAUUUGACUAAACAAAACCAGAGCAGAAGGCUCCCCGUGCCGUGUCAGGGCAGAGCUGCGUCCAAGAAACAGCUCCUUUUCCUGGGCAGAACCCAGUGGCUGAACAGAUCUGCGUGCGUGGCUUGGGGUGGGAAUUCUCUCUCCCACACAGCUUGCAAAGUGAGGCUCUUGGAGCAAGGAUCUCUCCAGCCCUGCAAGCGGAGAGGACCUUGCUUGCUCUGCCUUCCCAAAUCUCCAACCCCCCACCUCGCAAGCCCUCCUUGACACGAGCCAGAUUCCUGGAGACGGCUGCAUCGCGCAGGACCACCUGAGCUUUACCUUGGCGCGUGCUCCCCGCUGCUACUGGAGCUGGGGGGCCCAGAUCAUGACGGUAGCAGCAGCAGCGUCGCACAUGUCAGUUAAUAAAAAAUAAGCAAACAUUCUCCUUCCGCCCAGGAUUCAGGGCAGAGGGAGGGCGAGAGAGGCAACGCGGGGCAGAACAUAAAUAUCAGGACUGGAGAGACUGCUGGCUGCAAGAGAGAGGCCAUGGGAGCCUUGAAGGAGAUCAGAAGAGCCUACAGGAUCAGGCCAAAGGCCCUUAAGGUCCAUAAAUAGCAACACCCUAGAGGUCCCUAAGGAUGUCAGAUUAGCUUCAACCAGAGCCAGGGCCUUUUCAGUGGUGGCUCUGGCCUGGUGGAACGCUCUGACUCAUGAGACCAGGGCCCUGUGGGAUCUGAUUUCUUUCCGCAGGGCCUGUAAGACAGAGUUGUUCCGCCUGGCCUUUGGCUUGGAAUCAACUUGAUCCCCUCCCCCUCUUUCCUUUUUCCUUUCUCCUUCUGUGAUGGAACUCCUAUUCGGGGACUUCCCUGGCUUUUUUCUGGCCCACAUAAGAUAAUUGGCCUUUGUGAAGAUUUGACAUUUUCAUCCCCAAAAAGUUUCUGAUUUGAGUUUCUACUGAAAUGAAGCUGCAUUUUAAUGUUGUACUUAAUCUUGUUUGAAUUAAGUACAACAUUAAAAUGCAUCCUCAAUUGUUUUUAUACCUGGUGUUAGCCGCCCUGAGCCCGGUCUUGGCUGGGGAGGGCGGGGUAUAAAUAAAAUUGUUGUUGUUGUUGUUGUUGUUGUUGUUGUUGUUGUUAUGGUUAUGUCCAGCAUCCUGUUCUCACAAAGGCCAACCAGAUGACCCAAGCAGAAACUCACAAGCAGGAUCCACGCACAAGAGGAACACACUCGCCUCCUGUGGCUUCCAGCGACCGGUCUUCAGAAGCAUUGCUGUGGAGACAGAGCAUAACUAUCCUGCCUAGGAGCCACUGAUGGCCUCCAUGAGCUUGUCGAAUCCUCCUUUAAAGCCAUCUUUAGAAGGAGAUGUCUGUCGAUGGCUCCUAGCAAAGGUGGCUGCGCUCUGUCCUCCACAGUUGGAAGCAGCAAGGCUUCUGAAUACCACUUGCUGGAUCCAUGCGAGGAGAGAAUCCUGCUCUUGGGCUCAUGUUCUGCUCCCUGGUUUCCCACUGGCAUUUAGUUGGCCGCUCUGAGAACAGGAUGCUCUUCUGAUGUCCUCAUGCAAGUUCCAUCGUUUGUGCUGUGUGAAGAAGUAUCUUAACCGUCCUUUCUUGGUGUUCAGAUAUCUGGGUCAUCAAUGCCAUUCCCUCCACUCCUUGCCAAUGAAACCCUCAGCCAGGGGUGGCCAGGCUGGCCCAAGACAUUUCGCUGUGCCAGGGCUCUGGUGUUCAGAAGCAUUAUUGCUGCUGCCAACUGUGAAGGCAGAACAUGGCCAUUGUGGCUAGUGACCAUCCAUAGACCUCUCCUCCAUGAAUUUCUCUAAUUCUUUUUCAAAGGCAUCCUGUGGGAGAGAGUUCCAUAGAUUAACUUUUGUCUCUCCUGAAUCUGUCAACUUCAUUGGCCGUCCAUGAGUCCAAGUGUUACGAGAGAGGGAGAAAGCAUUUUCUCUCUAUCCACAUUUCCCAUGCUGCACAUAAUUUUAUGAACUUCUCCAAUGUUGCCUCCGACUUGCCUUUGCCCAAACCCUGCAACCUUCCUUUGUAGGGGAGCUGUGUAACUGGGCCAGUGAUUCCUGCCUGUGCCCAAUGGCAGCCAAGGAGCAAUGUCUGUUCCACUGUCGAACUAUCAGAAAGUUUCCCCUGGUGUUUUCCUGAUAUACCUGUCCCUUCCAUUUCAGGUGUUCUCCAAAAUCUUCAGCCAUGAAGCCCUGGAGAGCUACCUGCCCAAGAUCCAGCUGGUGAUCCAGGACACCUUGAGGGCAUGGAGCAGCAACCCGGAUCCCAUCAAUGUCUACUAUGAAGCCCAGCAGCUCACCUUCCGCAUGGCCAUCCGGGUCUUGCUGGGCUUCCGGAUCCCGGACGAAGACCUCAGCCAGCUCUUUGAGGUCUACCAGCAGUUCAUGGAGAACGUCUUCUCCUUGCCUGUGGACCUGCCUUUUAGCGGCUACCGGAAGGUAAGAGAUGUCUUGGUCAGGAGAAGUGGCUUGGAAGAAGAACACCAUGGCCUACAGAAGGCGCUGGGUUCGAUCCUUAGGAUGAAAGUGACCAGUUAAGCAGGCGAUGGGAAGGGGAGCUGUCUCUGUGCCCAAGACCCCAGAGAGCUGUCACCAGGCAGAGUAGACAUUAUGGAAAUAUACUGACCUCCCUAUUAGGUAGUGUUCAGAGCAUCUUGGAGCAUGUCCAGAUGGCUCUGAUUCUGGAGGGUCAGCUGGGCCGUUUGCUCUCCCUCUCCCUGCAGGUGUUGGGUGUUUCACCUGCUGAUGCUGUGAUUCCUGCAUUGCAGGGGGCUGGAGCAGAUGAUUUUGGGGUUGCUAUCAGGGCUGUCUUAAGCAUAUCCGGGGCCGUGGUGCAAAGAUCCCUCCGGCGCCCCUCCUGGCAACUCCAAAACAAGGGAGGGGGUGGUGGAAAAUGUCCUCUGCCUCCCCCACCACCCCAAUCCCCGGCAUGGUGGCGGUGAUCAAGCAGGAAAACGUGCUGGCGGACAUGCUUUCUGGCAUCAGGGCGCCCGAGAAGGCAGCCUGGGAAGGCUGCUCGCCGCCUUUCGCCCGGAAGCAGGAGGAGGACAACGACCAGGAGCAGGGCUGUCUUUAGCAGUUGCAGAAGCUUGGGAGGGAAGCUGCGCAGCUUCCAUCCUAAGCCCCUGCAGGGGUCGCUCUCCUCCUGAGGAGGCUUGGGAAGGAAGCUGCAUGCCCACCAGCCAUAUAGUUAGCGGGGUGCAGCUGGCGGGCGUGCAGGGAAAGGGGAGGCUGCUGGCACAGCCGCACAGCUCCCCUACUCGCUAGGGCGCCCCUGAGAGGCUGGUGCCCUGGCGCAGCGAACCACUAACACCAGUGGGAAAGACGGCUCUGGUUGCUAUACUUCUGUGAUGCUCCAGGGGAGGCUGGAGCUGAGAGUGAGAAGAGAGCAGGACGUGGGCUUUGCUGUGUGGCAGCUGCUCUUCCUGGGUUCCAACCUCCUCCUUUUUCCUCCAGGGAAUCCGUGCUCGAGAGCUGUUGCAGAAGAGCUUGGAGAAAGCCAUCCGGGAAAAGCUGCAGAACACGCAGGGCAAGGACUACUCCGACGCCCUGGACCUCCUGAUCGAAAGCGGCAAGGAACACGGCAAGGAGCUCACCAUGCAGGAACUGAAGGUGGGUCGAGGCUGGGUGGCCGCAAGGAGCCCUUGGCUCUUGUUCUUGCACAGGAUAAAGACAACCUCUCCUGCAAUAAUACAACAUGGUCUGGGGGAAAGGCUGUAGUUCAGUGGCAGAGCAUCUCCUCUGCAUGCAGGUUCAAUCCUCAAAAGGAGCUCUAGGUAGGUUGGGAGAGAACCUUGUCUUGAACCCUGGAGAGCUGCUGCCGGUCAGUGUAGACAAUAUUGAGGUAGAUGGGAUGCAAUAGUCUGACUCAGCAUAAAGCAGCUGCCUAUGUUGCUCUAAUAAUAAUAAUAAUAAUAAUAAUAAUAAUAAUAAAUUUUAUUCAUACCCUGCCCUCCCCAGCCAAGACCGGGCUCAGGGCUGCGAACACCAAAUAUAAAAACAAUUGAUUGAAAUACAACUUAAAAACAAGAUUAAAAUACAACAUUAAAAUGCAGCCUCAUUUCAGUAGGAACUCAAACCAAAAACUUUUUGGGGGAUGAAAACGUCAAGUCUUCACCAAGGCCAACUAUCCAGACUGGUCCUACGUGGGCCAGAAAAAAGCCAGGGAAGUCCCCAAAUAGGAGUUCCAUCACAGAAGGAGAAAGGAAAAAGGAAAGAGGGGAAGGAGAUCAAGUGGAUUCCAAGCCAAAGGCCAGGCGGAACAACUCUGUCUUACAGGCUGUGUGGAAAGAAAUCAGAUCCUGCAGGGCCCUGGUCUCAUGAGGCAGAGCAUUCCACCAAGUUGGGGCCAGUGUUGAAAAGGCCCUGGCUGUGGUUGAGGCUAAUCUGACUUCCUUAGGACCCGGGACCUCUAGGGUGUUGCUAUUUAUGGACCUUAAGGUCCUCCAAGGGGCAUACAGGGAGAGGCGGUCCCGUAGGUACGAGGGUCCUCUGCCUUCCCAUAGCAACUUGGCCAACCUUCUCCAGACUGGGGACCUCUAGGUCAUUUGGAUGCUAAGUCACAACAGCCUCCAGUCAACACCAGCCAUGCUCUCAUCUGAAGAACCUGGGGGGCAGCAGGCUGGGGGAGGCUGGUCUUCCCUCUCCUAUACUACAACCGUGAGAAACGGUUCUUUAGGAGAGGAAGCCCUGCGCCUUGUCUGGCUUUGCGCAUCAGUCAACUCUUGAUAUGCCCUGCUGCCUGUCGCUGCCAUUGCUGCUUCUCACCUCCGGGGCGCUGUGGAGGUUGGGGGUCACAGGCCCUGAGUGGGUGGGUGGGGUAGAGCUCAUCUCAGUCCUACUCAGUUCAGGGGCUUUUGAUGCUGGUGGUCUCAUGGCUGCUCUGCUGAACAGCAUCAGCCACAAUGGCUCAAGUGUUUUUAAUUGUUUUUAUUUAGGUGAUUGUUUCGGGCUGUUUUUAUCGUAUUGUUUUGUUUCUGAUGUGUUUCCUGCUCCGGGUUCCUUUGGGAGGGAGGGCAAGUAAUAAAUUCAGUCAAUCACUCACUCACUCACUCACUCACUCAAUCAAUCAAUCAGUCAAAAUGUGUAAAAUCUGUUGGAACUUUAAGGGAAAUUAAAAGGAUUCAUUUAUUUUUUAAGAAAGAAAGAAAGAAAGAAAGAAAGAAAGAAAGAAACCCACCUUAAAGCAGUUUAGAAAGAGAACAAAAUCCAUAAAAACAACUCAUUGAAACAUUCUACUAAAAACGUGCAUCCACAUUUUACAUGUCUGUGGAGCCUUGUCUAAGCAGGCAGCAAAAUAGUACAGUCAUACCUCGGGUUACAGACGCUUCGGAUUGCGUGAUUUCGGGUUUGUGCACUGCGCCAAACCCGGAAGUACAGGAAAGGGUUACUUCCGGGUUUCAGUGCUUGCACAUGUGCAGAAGCGCCAAAUCACGCCCCGCGUGUGCGCAGACACGGCGCUGCGGGUCGCGAAUGUGCUUCCUGCAUGGAUCACGUUCGUAACCUGAACAUCUACUUGUACAUGAAUUGCCUGCUUGUUCUCAAUAGACAGGGAGUUCCAGGGUUUAGGUGCUGCCACACUGCAAGACUGAGUGCUUCCCAAAUGUGGGUCGGGUAUUAUGUGGGGCCUGCAAGAGUGCCAGUUUCACAGGCUAAAGUGGUCCAGUGGGUAAGGCAAACUUUGAUAAGGGGAAUGAAAAUCCCUCCAGCCCCCCAGAGGGCAAACAAGCUGCUUCCCUGGUCCAAAAGCAAUCCUAUAAUGCAAGGGCGCCAGAAUGCCAGAAUGGGGAUUUGAACCCGUGACUCCAUGGGACUGACCACACCGUGCUGGCUCUCUCUCACUCGCAACACACGUCUCUCUCUCCUUUCAGGACGGCACCCUCGAGCUGAUCUUUGCCGCCUACGCCACUACGGCCAGCGCCAGCACCUCCCUGAUCAUGCAGCUCCUGAAGCACCCCAGGGUGCUGGAAAAGCUCCGGGAGGAGCUGAGGAGCAAAGGCAUCCUCCACAACGGGUGCCUCUGCGAGGGCUCCCUCCAGCUGGACACCAUCAGCAGCCUCCUCUACCUGGACUGCGUCAUCAAGGAAGUCCUGCGGCUCUUCACCCCCAUCUCUGGAGGGUACCGGACGGUUUUGCAGACCUUCGAGCUGGACGUGAGUACGGAGACCUGCCUUAGAACCCAUCUCUGGCUCGCUGCGUGAGGAAGGGGGCCUGGCAGGAGAUCUGCUGCACCUGGCGUGGGGUUCAGUUCUGUAUAGAGCAAAACGCCUUGCAUAUUGUGCCUCCAUUGAGUUGCUUCCCUUUUCCGUAAAAGUUUCCCCAGGGGACACGCCUACCGAAAUGGAAAUUGACCAAAUGCACAGCUGCUUAAAGGGAUCCUGGACCUAAUGGUCAGGGGUCCCUUUACCUUUAUAAAGUGAUCUGGCUCCCAGCCUCGAUGGCUGCACUCCGCCUCCGUUGUCAGAGGCAGCGAUGCUUCUGAAUGUCCAUUGCUGGAGCUUGCAGGUUUCUCAUAAAGGGCAACUGGUCUAUCUUAAAUAUGUCAUUUCAUUUGUGAGACUGUAACCAGUCUGUUAAUAAGUCUCUUAUCUCAUCAUUGUAUUUUGAUAUUUUGUUGGAAGCCAUCCAGAGUGGCUGGGGAAGCCCAGCCAGAUGGGUGGGGAAUGAAUGAAUAAACAAACAAACAAACAAACAAACAAAUAAAUAAAUAUUAUUUAUUUAGUUUAUUUGUACCCUUUAUUUGCAAAACUAAAAAAAUGUCUUGGGGGGGAAAAAGAACAAAUGCUAAAACAUUCAAAAGAACCAGGCAGAAGGCCUUCUCAGUGGUGGUGCCCACACUGUGGAACGCCUUCCUAUCAGAUGUCAAGGAAAUAAACAACUAUCUGACUUUUAGAAGAUGGUGCUGACCUUUAAAGCCCUAAAUGGCUUCAGCCCAGUAUAUCUAAAGGAGCAUCUCCACCUCCAUCGUUCCACCCGGACACUGAGGUCCAGCUCUGAGGGCCUGCUGGCAGUUCCCUCCCUGCGAGAAGAGGGCCUUCUCGGUGGUGGUGCCCCCUGUAGAACGCCCUUUCAUCAGAUGUCAAGGAAAUAAACAACUAUCUGACUUUUAGGAGACAUCUGAAGGCAGCCCUGUUUAGGGAAGAUUUUAAUGUUUGAUGUUUUAUUGUGCUUAAUAUUCUGUUGGGAGCUGCCCAGAGUGGCUGGUGAAACCCAGCCAGAUGGGCAGGGUAAUAUUAUUAUUAUUAUUAUUAUUAUUAAUCUGCAGUAAACUGAAAACAGAUUCAAACCUAAUUUACAUUCUCCUCUUCCUCCCCCUCUUCCUCCUCCUCCACAGGGUUUCCAAAUCCCCAAAGGCUGGAGUGUCAUGUACAGCAUUCGGGACACUCACGACACGGCUCCCGUCUUCAAGGAUGUGGACGUGUUUGACCCCGACCGCUUUGCCCAGGGCCGCACGGAAGACAAAGACGGCAGGUUCCACUACCUUCCUUUUGGCGGAGGCGUAAGGACCUGUCUGGGCAAGCACCUGGCCAAGCUGUUCCUCAAGGCUCUGGCCAUCGAGCUGGCCAGCACCAGCCGCUUUGAGCUGGCCACCAGAACUUUCCCCCGCAUCACGCUGGUGCCCGUCGUCCACCCGGUGGACGGGCUCAAGGUCAAGUUUUUCGGACUCGACUCGAACCAGAACGAAAUCUUGACAGAGACAGAAGCCAUGCUGGGCGCCACUGUGUAAACCGGACCCUCGGUUUGCUUUCUCUUGGUUGGGGAGGUUGAGGGCCCCCAGAAUGGAGGAAUGGAAAGGGAAAAGCCCAGCUUGCCAUGGACGAUGGAGACCUGCCGCCUGACACCUCUUGGGCAAAGCCUUCUCUGACGAAUAUGCCAAAACGACGGUGGCGCAUUAGCGCGAGGGGUGGGCAGGUGGGGAACAGGUUGCGGAGACCACCUGGAUGGAUUCUGUUUUGUUUUGUUUUGUUUUGUUUUAACACUAAGCAGAAGGGGAUUGUCUUGGCUAUAAACAGUACGUAAAUGUUAAUAUAUGCACAUAUAUAUAAAUAUAUAUAAAUAUAUAAAUAUAAUCCGAAACAGAAGCUUUUCUGUUGCAAGGAGAGAUUCCUCGCUGCUCCUGCUGCUGCUGUCGUGCUGCUCUUUCUUGGGGUUCAGGACCCCCUGCUCUUUGCUGGCCCCCGGAGGUCUGGGUGUCCUGCCCUUCUGUCAGAAGCCUUACCUGACCGGGGUCGGGGUAGCGAGUGACCUCUGGCAGAUCCUGACCUUCGAAGCAUCAGUGUUAAACUGGUCAGUGACCUGCGGGGAAUAUCUUUUUUAUUUUUGCUUUCUUUAGAGAGAGUGGCCAAGAGGACCCCCUCUGUGGGGUCUGGCUAAAGUCAGUAUUGUGUGUUGGUGGGAGGAAUACAUUUUUGCGUUGCCAUAGCGACGGCUUUGCUGCAUCCUAUGGCUCCAGGAGGUACCAGGAUGUCUGCUUAAACAGGGCCUGGCGUUGGAACUGCUAUACACCACAUUGAUGCUCAGCUCCUUGUGUGUUGAAGACACGCAUGGGGAAGUUGUCAGAAAAACGGCUGAGGAAGAACAUGGAUUUUUAAAAAUUAUCCAGAGGUUUAGGCAUGAGUUAGGAGCCCAUCUUCAGCAGAGCGUGGGGGGACUUUGGAGUCCAUGCAUUUGAGACUCCUUGGCCUGUUCUUCCGGCUGAUUUUAAGACACCUGUUUUAAAAUCACUGCUGUGGAAGUGUAAUAUUGAAGAACUGACCUGUGGACUCUCAUGAGAAGAAGCUUCUCUGUGUCUGGGGAGCACCAAAACUCUCUGAUCACCAGCCAAAUUUCAAAGCCUGUGGCCACCUCCUAACUAUGAUAACGAGGGUCAGUGACAAAUGUCGAGAAUGGGGUUCAGGAGCAAAAUACGGUUUUCUGGAGCUGAUUCUCUGCCGCCCAUGUUUAAAUCCUCUGUUGGUCCCAUCCUGCCAUCCACCAUCCAACCCAAAGCCAUGGUGAUCAUUGCAUAGACUUCCCUUAGGCACGGUUGAGUGUUUAAUGUGCUCUUGCGCCCUUAAGCCAAACUGCCGUUACUUUGCAAGAGAGAGAACCCACACACUCUCACACACCCUGCCAUGGGGAAAGCCCCCAUCCCUGGUUCCCCCCAUCUAUUUAAGGAAAUUUCUAUUUAAGGAAAUGGGUUUCCAAUCAAGUAGCCACAUUUCUGGGGCCAUCCUUUGAAUUCAGAACAAUGGUUGCCUACAUUGUUAGCCAUGUUUACCAUCAGGUGGUUGUUGUUGCUUUUGAAAAAAAUAAUUAUAUUAUUGUUGAUCCUUGGACCCAAGUGGUUGCUCUGACGUGUUGCAGGCUCUCAGAUCCCAUAACCUCCUCAUCAGUUGCGGGAGUUCAGAACCAGUCAUGUCUGAAAGCAAAGUUCCAAACCAUGGAGAAACAGGGUAAAUUCUGGAGGCGCUUUCUGUGCAGCUGAAAUACUUUUGAGCAGCCCUCCCUGGUUAGCUGUGGCCAGUCAAGAGAGUUCAGGCCAUGCCCAGUUUGCAGGGAAACUCUCAAAGCCCCUGGGACUUGUGGAUUGCAGGAAGCAAGCAAGCAAGGAAUAUUAUUCUUUUAUCAAAGCCAAUUCAAAUGCCAAAUCAUUAGCUGCCAUCUAGGGGUUGGACUAACACACCUCAGAGGGUUGUUUUGGGGACAAAAUGGUGGGAGGGAGCAAACCAUGCAGGCUGCCUGGAACUCCAUGGAGGAAAAAGUGGUAUAUAAAUGUAAGAAAUAAAUGAAAAAAAUAAGCAAAUAAAUAACUUCCUUGACGGGCUUGAGCCCUGGCACUUUCCCCACCCCAAAAUUAACCACUGUAUGCUCAGGGCCUGACUUGAGCCGUCGCUGCCCUUCAGAAGUUUGGGGCAAAGCAUUUUGGGGGCACAAGGCUGGUCUGCUCAGCUUCCAUCCUCUUUUUCACUCCUGGUGAGGCAUAAGUCUUAAGAUGCACGGAAUAGGAUUGCAAACCCUGCUUUAGCUGAGAUUCCAGUGUGGUGUAGUGGUUAAGAGCAGUAGUCUUGUAAUCUGGGGAACCGGGUUCGCAUCUCCGCUCCUCCACAAGCAGCUGCUGGGUGACCUUGGGCCAGUCACACUUCUCUGAAAUCUCUCAGCCCCACUCACCUCACAGAGUGUUUGUUGUGGGGGAGGAAGGGAAAGGAGAAUGUGAGCCGCUUUGAGACUCCUCAGGGUAGAGAUAAAGCGGGAUAUCAAAUCUAAACUCCUCCUCCUCCUCCUCUUCCUCCUUCUUCUGCAUCCUUUGUUCUCUAAUACGGGCAGACCUCCUAGUUUGGGGGGAGGGAGGGUCCCCCACACCACUCAGUGUGGUGUAGGACAGCCAGUGUGGUGUAGUGGUUAAGAGCGAUAGACUUGUAAUCUGGUGAACCAGGUUUGAUUCCCUGCUCCUCCACCUGCAGCUGCUGGGUGACCUUGGGCCAGUCACGCUUCUCUGAAGUCUCUCAGCCUCACUCACCUCACAGAGUGUUUGUUGUGGGGCAGGAAGGAGAAUGUGAGCCGCUUUGAGACUCCUCAGGGUAGUGAUAAAGUGGGGUGUCAAAUCCAAACUCUCCUCCUUCUUUUUCCUGCAUUGCAGGGGGUUGGACCAGAUGACCCCCAGGGUCCCUUCCAACUCUACCGUCCUAUGAUUCUAAAGAUAAAUCCACCUUUGCCUUUUGUUUCCGUUAACAAGAUCAGCUCUGGCUUCCCUUUCCCCCUCCCUAAGGUCUCCCAACCUGUUCCCUCCCACAAUACAGCAGAUCUAUGCCAUCCACAGAUAUAUAAAAGUGCUGAGGUUUGUGUCCAGUGGGCAACUUGUGAGGUUGGUUGCUGGGCUGGCAGCAGGAACAUUGUUGAGGGGCGGGGCGGUCAGUGAAGCCGCUUGCCCUUUUGAGGGGCGCACCCCACAAUCCUUUGCAGAGGGUGCUGGGACAGCACUCUUCAAAUGGUGCGUGGGCCAACGAUGGGGCGGCGGUCGACCCAGGCAUGGCGAGGAAAGUGGAGCAUGAAAAUACAUGCUCUGAUGUGAAGCAGAGGAAAAGACAUGCUCACUGCAAGUUGAGCAGCCCACCAGAAGAUGGACCAGUAAUGGGGGGGGGAGGGGAGAAAUAUAAGAGGCAUACAUUUAUAAACUUUAUAUAUAUAUGCAUACGUGUGCGUUGUAUCUAGGCAAGGAUAGCUCCUGUUCGAUUUACCAUUCCUAACUAAUAUAACUUGACUAAAAAAAAGAAAAGAUAUUAAAAUUGUUACUGCAGUUUGCAGGAUGAAGCACUUUUGAGUCUCAGAAUAUGUGUCUUGUCUUGUGUGUCUUUUUUUAAUUUGCUGGCACAGUUCCAAUUUGCUAUAUUAUUUUAUACACAAAGGUGGUGUGGUGUUUUUGUUUUUUGGUCUGAGUUUAUAAACUUAUUAUUGUUAUUGUUAUUAUUAUUAUAAGUACUAUUUUUGUUAUAAUUCAAAAUAGAUAUUUAGUAUAAAAAAAAGUUCGCCUGUUUCUUUUUUUUAAGAAAAAAAUAUUUGUUAUUUAGUAAAGUAUGGGAUAUCUCACCCCUGCUCUGCCUCCUUCUUUAUUGUAAAACAACAACAAAGAAAAAACUUGUCUGCAAGGGAAAAGAAAGCAAUUAAUAUGGUUUUAUUUGCAUGUGGCCCAAUAUGGAAGGAGUUGCGGGGGGUGGGCUUCUCCUGUGCCACUCUCAUGGCAGUGAAUGGUUGGCGUGCCCUUUCCCUAAGGGUUGUGCAGGAGAUACUCCCCCCUUGCCAUUGCUCAUAUUGUGUCUGUCGUUUCUUAAUAUUGAAAGAAAUAAGCACCUGUUGGUUAGGGGUAUUUCACGGUGCCGUGUGAAGACGUGCUUUGUGUCAUGUGGUUUCUUCAUGUGUAUAUAAUAUUGAGCUUGGUCUACCUGGAAUCUCCAUUUCUCUUGCAAACGCUCGGCUGAAAGAACUGGGAGCCCUGCUGCUUUGCUUGGAGUGGGGGCUCCCGUCAAUUUCAUUGGGGGCGUCCCAGCAAACCCGCCCCUGUGACGUGUUGAAUAAAUGGAUGUUGUGUAUUUCGUGAUCUUAUAAGGGGGAAAAAAUAUCAAUGUGGCUAUUUUAUAGACUUCCAUAAUAAUAAAAAAAAUGUUGAAUCUCCAGA